Messenger RNA from Prorocentrum cordatum, 723 nucleotides. The record is from the annotation of a GenBank genome assembly. Lineage: Eukaryota; Dinophyceae; Prorocentrales; Prorocentraceae.
GUACAAGUCUGGGCGCAGCGACACCAAGCAGGAGUCGCGCUCCGUCUGCUACAGCCUGCUCCGACAAGAUCUGCCGCUGGAACCACGUCGGGUGGCAGGGCGCCCUGCUGUCGCGGCUCCUGCCGAAGCCCGUCGCCAUGGCCUCCAUCGUUGUCGGGGGCCCGCUCUUCGACGAGCCCUUCGUCCGCGAGGCGCUCUACUGCCGCGCUGGCGCCGCUGCAACUGGGCUGGGGUGCCCCGACUUCCGGCACACCCUGGUGCCGUUCCAUUGGUCGCGGGAGGCUAUGGAGGCGUCCGGGGCCGGCCUGAAGCCCAACGGCACCAAGGUGUCCACCGUGGGCCUCAGCGUCGCGUGGAGCCCAGCCGUCGGGGGCGGCGGCGCGCACGAGCGGUCCAUCUCUCGGAGCGUGGGCGGCUUCUUCGACGUGCUGAUGGGCCACACCGGCGAGCGGCAGGGCCUGCGGUGCGACCGGCAGGGGAAGAAGGCCAGCCUCGGCGGCGGGACCAGCGGCAAGGGCCCGCAGGCCGGCGCGCCCCAGCAGUUGGACAGCUGGGUCUCCCCCCUCUGCAAGUGCCUCAUGGCCAAGGACCUGCUCCGCGCCCUCCCGCGCCUAAACGGCGCACAGCUACCCGCGGCCGGCGGGCCCGAGCGCGGCGGCCCUGCCGCCGACGCCCCAGAGCCGGAGCUCCGCGGCGGCGCCACGCCCGCCCCGCCGCCUGCGC